Molecule: messenger RNA, 813 nt
Organism: Aegilops tauschii subsp. strangulata
Lineage: Eukaryota; Viridiplantae; Streptophyta; Magnoliopsida; Poales; Poaceae
Product: thioredoxin-like protein YLS8
Biological process (GO): mRNA splicing, via spliceosome
Cellular component (GO): U4/U6 x U5 tri-snRNP complex; spliceosomal complex; U5 snRNP
Source: RefSeq, a predicted model, not a curated record
GGCCGACUCGGGGUAGCAGGCCGACUCGGAUUAGUUGGCACCUCCGCCAGGCCGCCCUAUUUUAACCAGGCCCAGGCGCCCAGCACCAGCGCACGCCGCGGAUUCACCUCGGCUGUUCGUCUCCACAUUAUUCUCUCCGGCGGCGGCGACUCGACUCUCGGCGAGGGGCGGAGAUGUCCUACCUACUCCCGCACCUGCACUCCGGCUGGGCGGUGGACCAGGCCAUCCUCGCCGAGGAGGAGCGGCUGGUCAUGAUCCGCUUCGGCCACGACUGGGACGAGACGUGCAUGCAGAUGGACGAGGUGCUGUCAGGGGUGGCUGAGACCAUAAAGAACUUUGCGGUGAUCUACCUCGUCGACAUCACGGAGGUUCCUGACUUCAACACCAUGUACGAGCUGUAUGAUCCGUCAACGGUGAUGUUCUUCUUCCGCAACAAGCACAUCAUGAUUGAUCUCGGGACGGGAAACAACAACAAGAUCAACUGGGCAAUGAAAGACAAGCAAGAGUUUGUUGACAUUGUGGAGACUGUCUACAGAGGAGCUCGUAAGGGGCGUGGUCUGGUGAUUGCUCCCAAGGAUUACUCCACAAAAUACCGUUACUGAGGUAUCUGUGCCUGGCUAUUCAUGUGCAGUGUGUGGCCUGCUCUGUUCCGUGAUAUGCGCUGUGUGACCCUUGAUGUAAUGUCUGUCAACUUUGAAAGUGUCGUAACUAUGUAUUUGUAUCUUGAAUAUCAACAUGUCAUAAACCUGUAACCCUUUAAAACAGGACCUGCUGUCUAUUGGUAUUACUGCUAAAAGUGAUAUUUGGCGUGAA